Messenger RNA from Peronospora matthiolae, 582 nucleotides. The record is from the annotation of a GenBank genome assembly. Lineage: Eukaryota; Oomycota; Peronosporomycetes; Peronosporales; Peronosporaceae.
AUGGCGCGGUGGUUUUCAUUCUUUGCGGAAUACAACUUUACGGUCGAGUACAAACCAGGACGACUUAAUGUCGUCGCUGAUGCACUCUCACGUCGUCCAGACUUUGAAACAGUCGCGAAACCCAACAGUGAGACAGUCACUGUUGCAGUUAUGACGUCCGCAGUCUCAUCUUCAACGUUGCGUGAUGAUGUGAGGCGGGCAUACGCCCAAGAUGCCGUUUCUGGUGACACACCACGUGUUGUCAUUCCAGAUGAUACUGAUCUGCGUUUGCGGAUCAUGUUCGAGUAUCAAGAUGCUCCUCUAGGAGGACAUCGUGGCCGGGAGAAAACAUUUCUCACGGUGAGUCGAGACUUUUACUGGCCCCGCCAGUAUCAGUUUGUGCGAAAGUAUGUUCGCGCAUGCGAAAGUCUGUCAACGAGUGAAGUCAAGUCCUUCACUGCGUGCACCUUUACAGUCUACCGGUUACGGCUGAGUGCUGGGAAUCCAUCUCAAUGGAUUUUGUCUUCGGGUUACCCAAAGACGCACGCGGGAGUACGGGUAUUCUCGUAUUUGUUGACAGAUUCAGCAAAAUGGUACACCUAG